CCUUCGGUGCACACACACACUUCUUGAUGAGCAGUGAAAAGGUCUUUGUUGGACGCUGACCUUGUGUUGUCUGAUACAGAGUUGUCCAGUGUGACAGUGUAAUGCUGAUGAGGUAAAGACCUGUCUGUCACAGGCCAUCUGCAGACCUGGAUAAUCCCUGUUAGGAGAUUAGAGUCGGAGGACGAGCCGAGAGGAAACACAGCAACACACUGACAGAGAAAUGUCAUGUUUCCUGUUGAGAUGUUUGUGGACUCGAACUGUUUUUGGACUCGUGGAAGAGUUGUUUGGUGGUCUGAGGCUUUUAUUGUGAAGGAAGGAGAAGUCUUUUAAACGAGGCUGACUGAACAACCUUUGGCUCUAUCUGUGUUUUGAAGCUGAUACGGAGAUCUCAAAGCCAAAUCUGAAAUAUUUUGGGCUUUUAUUGUGGAGAACUGGAACAUUUUUGAGCUUUUGUUUCUACUUUUAUUGUGAAGGAUUUCAGUUUUAUUGUGAAAAAUGCCAUUUUUGGAGAUUUAUUUUGAUGGUGUUCGUCCGAUAUUUAUCAUGUUGAGUUGAAAAAACAAACUGCAGUCUUUUACCGCGGUUUGGACAUUUAUUGUGAAAGGUUGAACUUGACAGGAAAAACAUGCUUUUAUGAUGAAGGGUUGGAAGUUCCUUGGGGCUUUUAUUGUGAAAAGAUGGGACUAGUUGUUGUUGUUGUUGCGUUCCUCUGUCCUGAGAGCGGAGCUGGACAUUAAACAGCCAAUCAGCCGCCAGGACAGGAUGAUUUCAUAUGUGGAGUGUCUGGGCGGUGAGGGGGCGGGGCCCGGCGUGGCGUCACGCUGCUGGAGCGCGGGUCCCGACGAAGAGCGAGAUGAGCUUCUUCCACGCAAAAUGGCCGCCCUGCAGCCCAAGAUGGAGGGCAGCCUGCGUCGGCGCCUUCUCAGCGCCAGGAUCCACCAGCACCACGACGCCAUCCUGAGGAUGAACGCAGGCGGUGCUGGCAGGGCGGCGACACCCUCAGGUGACAAAAAGCCCCUCCCACCUCACCUUCAGUAUCCAGGCAACAACCCUUGGUACCGCCGCCAGCACCUUCCACCACGACCCCACGUCCACCCUUCCCUUGCCCCGGAGGCUCAUGGGAAACUUUUCCUCACUCUAGAGGCUCAUGGGAAACCUACUCCACCAUCCCCACCCCAUCACCUGCCACGCUCCACCUGCCCAGUCCUUACCCAGCGGAGCCGAACAGGUUCUUGCCCCCUGACCCCAGAACCCCGCCCCGGCUACACCCUGCCCAUCCCCUCGCCUCCCAGCCCCCCGCCCUCCUUCAGGGAGCCAGAGGUGCCGCCGCAGUACUGCUACCGGCCCAGCAGGAGGUGCAGGACCAACUUCUUCUGCUUCAGACCACGUCGAGGGAGGAGUGCCAGGCGGGAAGCCACACAGACCACACCCCUUCUACAAAGAGCAGGGGACGGAGACAGCAAGUGGUCCGUUCACUACAAUACCCAGAAGCCCCAGCAGGGCCUGCUGUUCAUCCCGGGAAAGAGACGGUCCGGCAGCGCUGAUGAUCUGCAAGCCUAUAACAGGCUGACUCAGCAUGGCUACAGCUCUCCGACCCACCCACCGAGCCCGUCCUCCUCUGGGCUCGACCAAUCAGAGGGCAGCACAACACGCAGACGGUGGAAGGACAAAAGCAGGAAGAUGUCCUCAGCUUUCUCGGAUGAAGACGAGAGGUUCAUUCUGAACAACAUGCGACCUCUGACCCCUCUGGUUCUCAACCCAGUCCAACCAACCUCCUGCUGGGAUGUCUUUACCCCCGCCUAUGAGCCAACAGUUGAUGCGGAGAUGGAGCCAACGCCUCGGCUUCCAACACCAGAGGAGAGGAUGAGGCAGCAGGCUGAGGCAGUCGGAGCUGAUAUAGUCCCUAUCAACAUCACCGGAGCGAGUUUUGAUCGCCAGGCCAGUUUUCGAAGAGUGGUUUCUAACACUGACUCGUUAUCCCGGCGACCCCGUAACCUGAGCCGCCGCAAGACAGUUACCGGGAUACCUGAUGACGCCAGCCAGAAGCCGGACUCGCCUUUGGUCUCUUUGGUUCUUCCCGGUCAGUUCUCCACCGUGGGUCGACCCGCCUCCUGCACCUCGUCCAACCAACUGAAGAAAACAGGGGAGGACAUGGCAGCGAAGGAGAAGAGAGGAGUCAGAGAGGAGGGGCAGUCGUCAGCAAGGAGGAUCCGAGCCCCAAGAGGAGAAGGGAUGUCCAGCCUCAUGGCCUCGCUUACCUCCUGCUCACCUGACGGCUCGUUGGAGGUUCACAACCUCCCCCGCCUGGCAACGAACUCCUCUCUGAACUCUGAGGCCAGCUGUGACAGCCCCCCCUACAGGACGCUCAGUGCCUCCUCAUCUUGUUGCCAGGAUGUGGAAGGUAUCCCCAGCGACGUCCAGCCUCUGCUGCCAUUUGAACCCACUGCCAGGGUGCUCCCCCAGUCUCCUUCCUCCCCCUCUUCUCUUCCUUCCUCCCACCCUGGCACCCCCAGUCAUGAGUGGUCCUACCCCGGUGAUAAGCCCCUGAGUUCCCCUUCCUCCCCCCGCUACCUCUCCUCUUCCUCCAUCGCGGACUCUGAGUCUCAGUUUACCUACCAGGCUCUGGAUGACCAGACCGCCACCCAGCAAGGCACCCAAUGCUCCUACGACGGGGAGGCGUGGAGCGACCAGCCCCUCUCCCCCAGCUCAAGUGUUCACAGCAGCCAGGCCGGGGACGACUGGAACAGUAUCACCCAGGGAAUGAGAUGUGUUUCUGGGGAAGGUUGGAACUGUGAUCCCCUGCUCUCCUCUGGUCGUUCUUCUCCCUCUCACACUGACAGCACCUCUUUGUGUUCAGAGAAAAUGACCUCGUCUCCUUUGCUAAACAAAAGGAAGAACAGCGCUUCCUCCUCCAACUCUUGCACCCGCAGCAUCUCCCUCCGCAAGUCCAAGCGCCCGCCUCCUCCACCGUUGCGCUCGGACUCUCUGAGGCGCCGUCCGGCUCGUAGCAAACCCCCCCGCUCCUCCUGUGGUGGUGCCUGCCGGGAGCACACCGCCCAGCAGACGCCCACAUCGUUUCCCCAGACUUUCGAUGACCCCUGGGUGCCCAGGAGCAACGCGAAAAGACGACAAAGUGGAUUUAACUGUGGGACAGUCACAACCUUUGAACCUCUGAGUCCAGACUGCCAGACCACAACCCCUGUUGACUCUCCUCCUUCUGAGCACCCACCACCAAGCCCCGGUCACUCCCAUGCUGACGCCUCUUCAGGGGCUGGCCUGCAGCGCCUUGCUUCGCCUUCGAGUGGCUACUCCAGCCAGUCUAACACCCCAACUCCUGGUACCCCUGUGUCUUCCCCCCUCACCCCGUCCUCCCCUCUGACAGUGAGCCCCGGAGCCUUCUCCCUCCCCCCGACCUCCCCCUUCUCCUCUCUGCAGUCGUCUUCCUCUCCCCUGUCGCCUGCCGUCUCCUCCCUGCCCAGGACGAGGUCUCGGGGCAAAGGAAGGCCCAAGCCACCAGUGCCAGAAAGGAAGUCGUCACUCUUUUCCUCCCUCUCCUCCUCGUUUUCCUCCACCUCCUCCCUCUCUUCCUGCACCUCCUCAGACUCCUCUGCCAAGCAUCCUCUUCUCCCACCUCCUCCUCCUCCUCCUCUUCCAGAAUCUUCCUCUCCUUUGCCUUCUGUCUUCUCCUCCCCGAUUCGUGAGCCUCCUCCUUCAGUUCCGCCCCUUUGCCUGCCUGCUUCUCCUUCUUUCACCAAACUUUCUGCUGCUCCACCUCCACCACCUUCAUCUCUUCCUCCCCCACCUCCCUUGCCUCCCCCACCUCCUCCUCCACCUCUCCCGCCUUCAUCCCUUCCCACUCCUCCUCCUCUUCCUCCUUCUGUUCGUCCUCCUCCUCCCCCCUACUCCUAUGCCAUCAAACAGACCUCGUCCGCCAUCUCAUCAUCAACCAACCUCCCUCCUCCCCCAACUUCUCCACCUCCUCCUCCUCCACGUUCUCCUCCUCCCCCUUCAGAACUUCUCGACUCACCGCUCGCUGACCUUCCUCCUCCACCACCGCCUCCUCCUCUGUCUACACUCCUCCCAGGAGGAUCUGAGCAGUCUCCCAAAGGUGGUGUUAAGGUGGCGGCUCCCCCGGUGGUGACUGCCCAGGCUCUGCAGGGCGUGAAGCUUCGCUCCAUCAGGAGCCACGACGGCCUGCUCAGUGUUGCAUCUACGAUCCACGAGCGACCGAGCGAAGAAGCUCGGCCGGACAAAGAUGGAGCCGCAUCACAGACAGCUGUACGUGAUCGAGCUGCUCAUGCAGCUGUAAUGGGGGGUGCUAACCUUCAAAGGUUCUGUUCUGUAACAAAAGGUGAUAACAGUGAGUCACCGUAUGCUCAUGGCUCCGCUAACCAAAGACGAUCCGGUUCCUCGUCGACCAAUAAAACUCCUCAAGACAUCAGUGAACACGAGACGUACGCUUCACUGGCAAACAGUCCAGCCUGCAGUCCUGAUGGUUGUGAUGCUGACCACGUCAACACAGCCAGUAACGCCUCUCUGCAACAGGUCACAGAUAUGUCAGCAGAUGCUCAGCUAACCCAGCCUGCAGAGGAAGUGGAAAACACUGAGGAGUCUUCAUACUGGACCCUCUCUGGACCAAAAGAAGAAGACAGAGCGACGCUGUCACAGAGCAAAGAUGAGGUCAAGAAUGAUUCAGCAUUGCUGAGUCAUGAUUUAAAACGGGUCUCUAAGCCCGGCAGCCCAACAAAGUCUCCAGAGAAGCCGGCCCUGCCAAAGAAGCCCGAUCUUUGUCUCCUCAGUCUCAUGUCGUCCCCUGAAGCCAGACGGGCACCAGGUGUGUUGAAGAGCAACGGGCAAAUCACAACGCCUCCUCCUGGCCUCAACAGCCAAUCACAGCCUCCAGCUGACUCCUCCGUCACACCUACACCUUCACCAAAGCGUUCGACUGCAUGCUCCACUGUUGAUAAAUCUACUUCACCUGCACACUCGACAAAUGCUGCUUCUUCCCCGGUGAACUCGACACCUGCUGACAUCAACGCUCACUCACCUGUGAACUCCCCACAGAGGCAGAAGCCACCGACUCUGUACAAGAAGCCAGAUCUGUCAGUGACCUCCCCCAAAACAAACAAACCACUCUUUGGAUCUAGAAAUCCAGAAGAGGUGUCCAAAGGCACCACAGAGACCCGUGGCACCGUGGAGAUCAUGGGCACCACAAGGCCUGAAGACCGUUUAAACAGGGUCAUGGGUACCUCAGGAGUUUGGGACACCAGUAGCACCUUAGGGACCAUGGGCAUCUAUGGGAACUGUGGCCCCUCGGGGUUCAUGGGUGUCUCAGAGACCUGGAGUAUCACAGGAUCUCCAAACAAUAUCAGUGGGACUUUAGAGAACUGUGGUGUUGCAGGAACAUGGGGAACUUCAGACACCUGUAGCAUAGUGAACUCGGCAGCCUACAGAGCUACUACGACCCAAACCGGACUAACGAACCCUUAUUGUGCUGGGAUCAUCAGGACGCGACCUUACAAGGAAGAUGAGACAACAUGUCAGAAGAGGUUGAUGAGUUCAUCGCUGGCUGAAGAUGAAGAAGACACCGAGAAGGAGAGAGUGGAAGAGAGCGGGAGGAAGACGAUGAUGAUGCCAUCAACCACGAGGAAGAAAGACAAAGCGAGGAAGAGGAGGAAGAGGAGGCCAGGCAGGCAACUGUUAAUGAUGUCAUCAACAAUGCAGCCCUCCCCUUCAUCAUCAUCAUCGUCUUCGUCGUCAUCGUCUUCAUCAGGAGACGAGAGGGAUGCGGCGACAGUGCAAGCGAGUGUGAGGAUGAGGGUGACGGAAGUAUGUGAUGAAGACACGAGUGACUCUGAAAGCUCCUGCUCUCUGAUUGGUCAGAGCAAGUACUCCCUCAGCAGUGUGCUGUCCACAGACAGCCUGCGGGAGGAGCUGCUGCUUCCAGACCUCCUGAUACAGGAGCCGGAGGAGGAGGGAGAAGAAGGGAGGAGCAAGGAGGGAGCAGACAGGAGAGGGCAGGAGGUGAAAGAGGCCGGAAGACCUCCGGAUGCUGAUCUGUUCGUCAGUGUUUCAGCCGAUCAGAUGUUCGUCUCCGGUCGACCACGAACCACAGAGGAUCUGUUCGCCGUCAUCCACAGGUCUAAGAGGAAGAUGUUAGGAAGAAGGGAUUCAGAAGACGACAGACAUCGCAUCUCCUCCUCCUCCUCCUCCUCCUCCUCCUCCUCCUCUCCUCCGGUUUCCCCCACUGAUCCCCUGCCCAACCCGGUGCGACCUACAAGCCUCAAAAGUCAAAGAUCAACAAGAAGCGAAAGCUUCAAGGCUCUCCUGCUGAAGAAAGGCAGCCGUCCGUCUUCUCGGGUGUCCGCGGUCGAGCGGCUUCGCGUAGUCGCCGCUCCCUCGAUCGGUACCGACAUGUCGCCGACAGACCAGCCCACGAGCUCGGAUACAUGUGAUGUUAACACACACCUGACUCUGGAUGUACCGGUGUCCCCCACAUCUCUGUGUAGUCAGAACUUCUCCAUGAUGUUCAGAUGGAGGCGAAGGGAUCACCUCCUCAGCUCCUCCUCCUCCUCUUCUUCUCCCUUCUUCUUCCUCUCCUCCCCCUCCAUGAGGCCUCGCUCGCUCACUCCUCCCUGCUCUGCAAGCCGACGCUUUGCUGCUCGCUGCCGCCUCUACGCCGCCCCCAUGACGGCCAUCUUUGAAGCAGAAAGUGAGGAGGAGGAGGAGGAGGAAGACGAUGAUGUUUUUAUUGAAUCUCCAGGAGGAGAACUGAGCCAGAGAUUGAUUGAUAUUUCUUGAUGGACAGGUCGAGGUUUGUGCGUACAGCAGGAGGAAGAUGGUUCUGAUGCCUCUUCCUCAAUGUGACGACGUCCUUCUUCAGAUCCUCAUCAUGCCUGGACUGGACUGGACUGGACUGGACUGCACUGCACUGGACUGGACUGGACUGGACUGGACUGGACUGGACUGGACUGGACUGGACUGGCUGGACUGGACUGGACU
Messenger RNA from Larimichthys crocea (large yellow croaker), 7002 nucleotides. It is a transcript of the gene nhsl1a, whose product is annotated as NHS-like 1a. The coding region runs from base 763 to 6801 and encodes 2012 amino acids. NCBI's taxonomy places the organism in Eukaryota, Metazoa, Chordata, Actinopteri, Sciaenidae. Gene Ontology annotation, biological process: cell differentiation. The transcript has 9 exons. The record is from RefSeq and is a predicted model, not a curated record.